Penicillium macrosclerotiorum is the source of this 1263-nucleotide messenger RNA. Its product is annotated as fatty acid desaturase. The transcript has 3 exons. Gene Ontology annotation, biological process: lipid metabolic process. The record is from RefSeq and is a predicted model, not a curated record. The coding region runs from base 1 to 1263 and encodes 420 amino acids. NCBI's taxonomy places the organism in Eukaryota, Fungi, Ascomycota, Eurotiomycetes, Eurotiales, Aspergillaceae.
AUGGAUCCUGCGACUUACGUAGAUCCGGAGCUCACUUUGGCCGAUUUGAUUGUCAUUGAAACACUGGUGGAGGGGAGGGUCUCUAAUGGCGAGACCAUAUCAUCCUUAUCAAAACAACGACCUAGUGAUGACGAUGUUGUUCAAAAGCUUCAUGAUAUGAAUGAUGCAUCUCAUCCUGACUUUGAUCCCACUAUUUUUCAGUUCUGGGAUACUCCAAUUCUUCGGGCUAAGUUGCCCCCGAUCAUUCAGCGCUAUGCUCUUCAGCCUUACCUUACCUGGGCGAAAAGUGUUGUGCGAUUUCCGACUGAUGUUGUUAUGGUGACACAUCUUUUGCUCUAUUUUUCCACCAUCGUUCCUAGCGCCUUUUUCUUGUAUUACCGCUUUUCCUGGAUGCAUGGUGUUUUGCAUUGGGUCAUGCAAUUAUGGUACUGCGGCGCCUUCACUCUCAUGAAGCAUCAACACAUCCAUAUGAAUGGAGUCCUUGCUCCUGGGUACUGGAUCUUUGAUAAUCUGUUCCCGUAUCUGUUGGAUCCGAUGCUUGGGCAUACCUGGAACUCCUACUUCUAUCACCACAUCAAGCACCAUCACGUCGAGGGAAACGGUGAACAAGAUCUUAGUACUACCAUGUUCUACGACCGAGACAGUGCUUUUGACUUUGCCUGUUACGUUGGCCGAUUUUUCUUCCUGAUCUGGCUGGAACUUCCCCUUUACUUCUGGCGGAAAGGUCAAAUGAAGUAUGCGUGCAAGGCAGCAUUCUGGGAGCUCAGCAACUACGCCUCCAUCUACCUUCUAUAUAACUACGUCAAUGCUCGCGCUACCCUUUUUGUUUUUAUCCUUCCUCUCGUGGUAAUGCGGUGUGGCUUGAUGGUGGGAAAUUGGGGCCAGCAUGCCUUUGUGGAUCCUAUUGAUCCUGAUUCCGAUUAUCGAUCUAGUAUCACGUUGAUUGAUGUUCCGAGUAAUCGAUACUCUUUUAAUGAUGGAUACCAUACUUCGCACCACUUGAAUCCCCGACGCCACUGGAGAGAUCAUCCUAUGGCAUUUGUCAAAGGCAAGGACCGUUAUGCCGAGGAGCGAGCGCUUGUCUUCCGAAAUGUCGACUAUAUCUUCAUCACAGUGCAUCUUUUGCGCAAAAACUACAUCCACUUGGCGAAGUGUCUCAUCCCUAUCGGUGACCAGGUCAACAUGACUCUGGAGGAGCGAGCAGAAAUGUUGCGCGGUCGAACUCGUCGAUUCCCACGGCCAGAGCUGAAGAAAAGCUGUUAA